GGUGUGAACUUGGCUGCAUAAAACUAUCUCUUACUCUCAUAGGUUAUGUUGAUGUCGUGAAGUGUCAAAUUGCUGACCCUAAACGUAGUUUAAGUGUAAAAAGAGUGAUUUGCGCAAGAACAGGCCCCUCAGAGGCGUAAAGCAAUGAUCAGUUUGAAAUGUAGGUGAUCCCCAGGCCUCACAAAUGCGUUCUUCGGUAAGUUACAUCCUUUCGAGUAGUACCAGCGAGCCAAACAUGUCUCACCCCGACUACGAACAAUACUCCCAUGACCACGCUGCUCUCCUGGUGCUCGUACGACACAUAGGCUCCCAACUAAAGCCCAAAACAUUCCAAAAAUUCCACGACCGUAUCGCCAAACUCACCUCAGUCCGCAUCACCGACUCGACGGGAAACGUCCGCACGAUUCUAGUCCGUUAUGUGAAGGAACACCCCGUUGAAAACAACGAUUGGGGCGACUUCCAAACCCACCGACGACUCUUAGGUCUCGUCUCUCUGGGAAAAUACGACUCCCAGCAAGAGCUCAAUGAAAUAUGCCGCGUCCACGAGAGUCUCAAAGUCAAAUACACCGGCACGUUAUUCGAUUCGCGCUGCAUUUUGUUCGGCCCCACGAAGGAGGCGAGCAGCUCGCCGGAAGACACCUCGAGCCCCAACACCGACAGCAGCAGCAGCGCCCCCGAGGAGAACAUCGAGAAGUUCACAACGCCUAGCAACUUCAAGACACGGGGGCUCUUCUACGACGAGAGCGCCCCGUGUGCUGACCUCGAAACCCAAAUAAUCGAAUUCAUCAAUUCGCUGUUUUGGGUGCUUGAGUCCAAACGACUCGAACGCUCGCGCGAAAAGCUCGAACGGGUCUCCCUCCUGCUCGCCCCCUUUGAGAAAAAGGACUUCGUGGGGCUCGACAUGGAGUCGCGCAACAACAAGAAAAAAUGCACAGGCCGGAUGACCAAACACUUGGGCGAUUUGUGUCUGCAAGCGGGGCUGCUGGCCGAAAGCCUGGUUUAUUACGGCAAUGCAGCCGAGACGUUGAAGAGUGUCAACGAUUGGUUGUGGCUGGGGGCCGCCUAUGAGGGUUUGUGUGCCGCUUCUGCUCUAGUUUUGUACCCCGAGAUGCAGCGAAGUGUGCAAUUGCAACGUAACGCCAGUUUGCAAGAGGGUUCCUCGCCGAAAAAAACAGUAGUCGCGAGUAAUCUUGACGUGGGGGCGAAGAAAGCCUCCGUGCCCAACACACUAGCCCCCGAGGAUAUCUCGAAGAGGUAUCGGGAGGCGAUUAUUCACUACAGCAAGUAUCAAAAUGCGGGGAUAGUCGAGACUGAGGCGAGUUUUAAGGCCGCCCGCAUCGCUGUUGAGCAAAACCACUCACUUCAAGCCGCCUCGUUUCUACAAAACGUGGUCUACAUCAAUUUAACGCUCUCAGAGCAGGAAAAAAUCCAGCGUUUUGAGACCUUGGCCGAACUUUAUACGCAAAUUGGUUUCACGCGUAAAGCCGCCUUCUGCCAACGGCUCGCCGCCACCAGAUACGUCUCGCCCCAAAAUCCCGCCCCCAAUUGGAACCGCUGCUAUAACCUCAUGCUCCACAGCCUUCCCGGCCAUCGCCUAUCUUUAGAUCCGGCCGAAAUGAGGGAGGUUGAACAAGGGUGGCCAAUUCUACAAAUUCAAUUGUUACAAGAACUGGUGGUGGCGGCGAAAAGAAUGGGGCAUUCGGCGUUGGCGACUCGCCACAUGACGUUUUUGUUGCAAACAAUGUGGCAGCAUUUGACGCCGACUGAGCAGAAAGAACUGGCGAUACAGUUACAAGCCUUAUCGGCGCAAUGUGAAGGGUCACCGGUGCCCUUGGUGUUGGACAGUGGCGUUGUUAUACCACCGGCCAACUUGACCAAUAUUCCACUUUGCCAUUCUUUUGUUUUGAGGAACUUGCAGCCCCAUUUACAGCCGCGGAAAAUACAGGCUGUAAAGCAGGACACGGGGCCGUUUUUGUUCACUCCAAUUCAUUUUGGGAGUUUGGAUCGGAGGAGCACAGCGAGUCAAACUAAAAUGGCAUUUUUGUGGGUGGAGAACGAGCCUUGCGAAGUCACCCUCAAGCUGUCCAACCCCCUGCCCUUCGAGUUGAAGGUUUCGGACAUGCGUUUGUUGACAUCAGGUGUCGUGUUUGAGUCACUCCCCGAAACUGUGGUUUUAUCACCGUCGGGGGCUCCCCCAUCUGUUACGACCCUCCAUGGCACGCCGCGCGAAAGCGAAGGCCAGCUCCAACUCCAAGGCUACAGCACGCACACCCUUGGCGUCAAAUCCAACUGUCGGUUGAGACACAUGAACGGGUUUCCACCCCAUUACGAGGUCGAAAUCGUCCCAUCCCUUCCCUUACUCGAGGUGAAAACAUCGCUCCCUCAAAGCGCCUCCUUCUCCUCAUUCCACGACUACGAAAACGUCGUAACCUCAGCCAGUGUGAGUCUCCACCACGGCGAAAGCGCCGAAUGCACAGUCACCAUCACAAAUAUCGGGCAUGUUGACGUGGAGAUGCUCGAAGUUUCGAUGCAGACGGUCCUGGAACCGGCCCUCCAAGAACAGAUGUUCACUUGGUCGCAGGAGAACCUCCUAAGUCAAUUGCCCCUAAAACCGAAUUGUUCGGCUAGUCUGACGUUGUAUUUGUACGCCGCUGGGAGUUUUCUCGUCCCGGGAGGCACAGGAAAUGAAUUCAGCAGUGGCGUUUUCAGUAGCAGUAUUUCAGGCCCGGGCUCGUUACCCUCGCGACUGAAUUCACCAACUAGUAGCAGUUUUCACAGAAAUGUUAAUUCGAGCUUUCGGUCCUCGAAUUCGGGCCAUUCGAGCAUGAGCGCCACUUUACAAAUCCCCCACUUGCCCAUAAACCAGCAAGCAUCGUCCGUUGUUGAGGGACAGUUGCAGAUACGGUACAGUGGGGGGCCAGGCUUGCAAGCGUCGUAUUGUCGGUGUUGUUCGGUUUUUUUGACGAUUGAGACGGUGCCCUCGCUGCAUGUUACCAACUGGGAUGUAUUACCGGCUGAGACGAACACUCAGUUUUAUUUAGUCUUGGAUGUGGCCAACUUGACGUCGCAAGAAAUGGAAUUACAGUACACCCCGUCCAAGACAAUGCUCAUAGAAGGGCACGAAAGUUGCAGAGUGCCUGUGCCGGUAAAGCGGUGCCCUUUAUCGAAGCUCGAAACCGGGGAAACCCUCGCAACUGGCGAAUUGGAUCGGAUUUGUUCGGAACACAUCGCCAAUCUUGUCGACUUGAGGUGGCACCUGCUUGGCACCGACACCAGAGGCAAAGCCUCCCUCAAAGGUCUCACCUUGACCAAUGAUAUGCUUGAUGAAGUGAGAAUGUCGCCGUUAUUAUGGGAAGUGACGAUAAAUAAUGAAACAGUCAGGCCGCAGGAGGAAGUCACGUGCGACGCUGGUGAUUGUUUAGAAAUGAAAAUAUUCGUGACGAAUAGUUUGGAUAAAGUUCUGAGUCAAUUACAAUUGUCAGUCCAGUUUUACCAAGAUUAUGAAAAUGGUACUCUAAAUUAUAGGAUGGAAACGAGGUUAGCGACAACCGGGACUACAAAGAAAAUGAUCAAGUCGUUGGAGCCCCAAGAAAAGGCGCAACAUGAGUGCAAUGUUAUUUUCUUCACUCCUGGACAGUAUAAAAUCGAUAUUCAGUGCUCAGCACCUGAUAAUUCGACCGCAGUUCCGUGUUUACCGCCAAGUGGGCACACCUGGAGGUUCACACCGCCUGUUAAUGUAACAGUCAGCUAAAUAAAUAUUAGUUUAUGCGAA
This is a messenger RNA of Tribolium castaneum (red flour beetle), 3772 nucleotides long. It is a transcript of the gene brun, whose product is annotated as brunelleschi. The transcript has 7 exons. Gene Ontology annotation, cellular component: trans-Golgi network. The coding region runs from base 185 to 3751 and encodes 1188 amino acids. The record is from RefSeq and is a predicted model, not a curated record. Lineage: Eukaryota; Metazoa; Arthropoda; Insecta; Coleoptera; Tenebrionidae.